Messenger RNA from Diabrotica virgifera virgifera (western corn rootworm), 4049 nucleotides. RefSeq names its product dosage compensation regulator (gene mle). Lineage: Eukaryota; Metazoa; Arthropoda; Insecta; Coleoptera; Chrysomelidae. Gene Ontology annotation, molecular function: ATP binding; 3'-5' DNA helicase activity; double-stranded RNA binding. The record is from RefSeq and is a predicted model, not a curated record. Gene Ontology annotation, biological process: regulation of mRNA processing; positive regulation of transcription by RNA polymerase II. The transcript has 12 exons. Gene Ontology annotation, cellular component: nucleolus; ribonucleoprotein complex; intracellular anatomical structure. Bases 162 to 3866 code for a protein of 1234 amino acids.
CUGUCUCUUGCCACAAGCACAAGCUAAAGCGACACGCCGGGAUUUGGUUCCGGUAGAAAAAUUUAGAAAAAAUCUAUUUUUUCGUUUAAACAAGCAUAAAAAAUAAUUACCAAAUAUUAAUAAAACAUUUACAAUCGUGGUAAACGUAUUUUGAAUUCAUCAUGUCUGAUCUAAAAUCCUUUCUAAACCAAUGGUGUCAGAAGAAUAAAAAGGAACCAGCUUAUGAAGUGAGACCCACGGGACCCAAGCAUAGGCAGAGAUUUCUCUGUGAACUAAGAAUUGAUGGCUACAACUAUGUUGGAGCAGGAAAUUCAACCAACAAAAAGGAUGCACAAUCUAAUGCUUCAAAGGAUUUCAUCUCUUUCUUGGUUCGGCAAGGAAUGAUUAACAAAAAUGAGGUACCAGCUGAAAUUGAUGCUGCUCCUACACCUGCCAUUCACCACGGCCAACAAGAAAUGACAGGUGGCGGGCCGCAACAUCAAGUGUUUGAGAAAGGUAUGGGUCCUGCCAAUUUUGGUGAAGCAUACCGUCCUCGUGGUCGAGAAGAUGGAGAAUGGCAUUAUAUGGACAGAGCUCAAGAACAGAAACGAAUGGAAGAAGCAGAAGAUUUAGAUGUGAAUGCUCAAAUUCAUGGAAAUUGGACUGUAGAGAAUGCCAAAUCUAAGCUACAUCAAUUCAUGCAAGCCAAUAAGAUUAACACGGAUUAUAAAUAUACACAAGUUGGGCCAGAUCACUCUAGAACAUUCGUCGCAGAACUCAGUUUCUAUGUUAAACAACUUGGAAGAACUAUUCAUGGAAGGGAUACUGGAUCUAAUAAACAGACUGCAAGUAAAAGUUGUGCCCUAUCAGUUGUGCGACAACUUUUUCACUUGAAAGUCAUUGAAGCUUUUUCAGGAACAUUAAAAAAAGAAAAGAAGUCAGCAACAGAAAUGCCUCCUUUCCAAGUAAGACUAAGUCCUAAAUUGAAGGAUCAAAUUUCUGACUGUUUGAGGUCAUUAAACGUGACUCCCACUCCAGUCACCUCUAAUCAAGUGGACGAUAAAGGCGAACCUGUACCCGUGUCUCUACUAAGCAGCCACGUUUUAGACGACUUUCAUCCCGCAAAACCCACAGCGGCUGGUGUGGUUCCGUGGUCGCCACCUCAACCAAACUGGAACUGCUGGACAGGUUGUAAUAUAGACGAAGGGUAUUUAGCUAGUGCUACGUUGGAUGAUUUAAGUGAACAGAUGCUUACUGAUUGGAAACACAGAACAGCGAAUGAUUCUUCGCUGAUCACUAGUAUGCAAGACAGAAUGAUUUUGCCGGUAUAUACGAAGAAAUCAGAGAUUAUGGAAGCUAUCAACGAACAUCCUGUUAUUAUCAUAAGGGGAAAUACUGGUUGCGGUAAAACAACUCAGGUAUGCCAGUUUAUUUUGGAAGAUUAUGUAAUGUCUGGGCAAGGAGCCUGGGCCAACAUCUGCGUCACACAACCCAGACGUAUAUCAGCCGUUUCGGUAUCAGAAAGAGUGGCUGCCGAACGAUGUGAAGAGCUCGGUCAGUCUAUCGGUUACUCAGUGCGUUUUGAAUCAGCUUUACCUAAACCGUACGGAUCAGUAAUGUUCUGUACAGUAGGAGUGUUGUUGAAAAAGUUGGAAAAUGGUCUUAGAGGAGUCAGCCACGUUAUUGUAGAUGAGAUUCACGAACGAGAUGUCAAUAGUGACUUUAUUAUGGUUGUUUUGAGAGAUAUGAUCCACACAUAUCCCGAUUUGAGAGUAAUUCUUAUGUCUGCUACCAUCGAUACAACUUUAUUCUCUAAAUAUUUCAACAACUGCCCCGUUAUCGAAAUUCCAGGAAGAGCUUUUCCUGUUAAACAGUAUUUCUUGGAAGAUGCUAUUGAACUCACGAAGUUCGUGCCACCCACUGAUACCAGAAAAAGAAAAAAUAAAGGUGGUAAAGAUGAUGACGAAGAAGAAAGUACAGGCGUUGAAGAACCUGACGAAAAUUUAAACAAGGUUGUAGGAGGAAAUUAUUCAGAUCUGACCAGAAACGUCAUGUCUAGACUGAAUGAAAAAGAAGUGAGUUUUGAGCUUCUGGAAGCUCUUUUAGACUACAUCAAAACACAAUCUAUACCUGGAGCUGUAUUAGUUUUCCUUCCUGGCUGGAAUUUAAUCUUCGCUAUGAUGAAACAUCUUCAAAAUCACCCCGUUUAUGGAGGAAGUCAGUACAGUAUUUUACCCUUACAUUCCCAAAUCCCUAGAGAAGAUCAGAAAAGGGUCUUUCAACCUGUUCCUGACCACGUAACAAAAGUCAUUCUUGCAACAAAUAUCGCCGAAACUUCCAUCACCAUAAACGACGUAGUGUUUGUGAUUGACAGUUGCAAAGCAAAAAUGAAGAUGUUUACUUCUCACAACAAUAUGACUAGUUAUGCUACGGUUUGGGCUUCCAGGACAAACUUGGAACAGAGAAAAGGUCGAGCUGGUCGUGUUAGGCCAGGUAUUUGUUUCCAUUUGUGUUCCAAGGCCAGAUUCGACAAACUUGACGAACAUAUGACACCAGAGAUGUUUAGAACUCCCUUACACGAGCUGGCUUUGAGCAUAAAGCUGUUACGUUUGGGCUCGAUAGGUCAUUUCCUGUCAAAGGCUAUUGAACCUCCACCAUUAGAUGCCGUCAUCGAAGCGGAAGUGCUAUUAAGAGAAAUGAAAUGUCUGGAUCAAAACGAUGAGUUGACUCCUCUGGGUAGAAUCAUCGCCAAGCUUCCCAUUGAACCGAGAUUGGGGAAAAUGAUGGUUUUGGGUUGUGUAUUUAUGUGUGGAGGACCAUUGGCUACGAUGGCUGCAAACUCUUCUACAUUCCCUGAAAUAUUCACGCUAGACAUGGGCCAAAGACGGUUAAGCUAUCAUCAAAGAGCCUUAUCUGGGGACAGGCACUCCGAUCAUGUUGCGAUGUUAACAGCAUUUGAGCUGUGGGAUCAAGCCAGACAAGGUGGAGAAGAAGCAGAAUUAAGGUUUUGCGAUUUCAAAGGCAUCAGUAUGCCGACUAUGAGAGUAACUUGGGAAGCUAAACAUCAACUACAACAAAUCUUGAAUAAUGUAGGUUUUCCAGAAGAAACUAUGGCGCUAUUUCCUAUGGAAACUGUUGGUCCAGAUCCCAGACUUGAUGUUGUAAUGUCUCUUAUGUGUUACGGAUUAUAUCCAAACGUUUGUUUCCACAAGGACAAAAGAAAGGUAUUAACAACAGAAAGCAAAGCCGCACUUAUCCACAAAACUUCCGUCAACUGCAGUAACCAGGAUCAAGGAUUUCCAUACCCAUUCUUUGUAUUUGGAGAAAAAAUCAGAACCAGAGCUGUAUCUUGCAAACAGAUGACUAUGGUUACACCCCUUCAUCUUCUGCUGUUCGGUUCCCGAAAAGUAGAAUGGGUUGAUAACGUGGUUAGGUUGGACAACUGGAUCAAUUUGGACAUGGAUCCCGAGGUAGCUUCCAUGAUAGUGGCUCUAAGACCUGCGUUGGAAAGUUUAGUUAUUAGAACUUCUCAGUCUCCAGAAGCAAUCUUGGAAAUGGGAGAAACUGACGUUAAGGUUGUGUCAACGAUUAAAGAAAUAUGCAGAUUGCACGCAGGAAGUUUUGAACUAGAAAGAGCCAAAGGUAGCCUGCUUCAAUCAAAUAGGCCUCCCAGAGGACACACUCUCGGAGGGUUCAGUGGACCUUCUCCCAAAUUCUUCAGAGGUGGCUUUAAUAGUCGAGGUGGUGGUGGAGGUUUCAGAGGUGGAUUCCGUGGCGAUAGAAAUGGGGGCGGUUUUGGCGGCGGCAGAGGUGGAUUCCGAGGUGGUCGAGGCGGAUUUGGAGGAGGCGGUGGUGGCUUUGGCGGUUCCCGUGGUGGAAGAUAUUAGAUAUCUUAUAAUAUAUAUAGAUAUAACUUAAUUACUAAUGUUUCUUAGGUAUUUAUUGCAUUUUAAAAAUGACUGUUUCCAAACAAUGUUUUGCAAUGUAUUAGUAUGACAGUGUAUCAGUUAAUUUAAGAUUUAGUGUUUAAUUUUAAAUAAAAAGAAAUAAAACUAUUGCUUAGCAGGUUA